AUGACGGCCAAAUUUGAUCUAAAGAUCGAAUUGAAUCGAUAUAAGGAUUCUGAAGGUGGCAGAAAUUUGCUACCAAGGAAUGAGUUCAAUAUUGUGUUUGCCGAGGGCGGCCUUUUGAAGGAGGAAAUUCCAGAUGGUAGAAGCUUUGAGGGACAGGAAGAUCCAAGUACCAUAAGACGGCUUACUUCAGUCUCCGAGAUACCUCUAUAUUUGGGAUACCAGG
This is a messenger RNA of Acaulospora colombiana, 223 nucleotides long. The record is from the annotation of a GenBank genome assembly. Lineage: Eukaryota; Fungi; Glomeromycota; Glomeromycetes; Diversisporales; Acaulosporaceae.